Molecule: messenger RNA, 1660 nt
Organism: Daldinia caldariorum
Lineage: Eukaryota; Fungi; Ascomycota; Sordariomycetes; Xylariales; Hypoxylaceae
Exons: 2
Coding region: 260-1558 (432 amino acids)
Molecular function (GO): protein binding
Source: RefSeq, a predicted model, not a curated record
AGAAAUCCCGUCUAGAAUUCUGUCCUUUGCGGCGUUUUGUUCAUUUUCAAGGCUCUUGGAACUGGCGGAAUUUGGAGAGAAAUUCAUUAAACCCAUUCUUCGUCUUACACCCAUCAUCAUUAUCAUCAUCAUCAGUCCACAUCAGUCUAGCCUUUUUAUUUUAUCUUAUUUUUUUUUGUUUUUGUUUUUCCUUCUCUCAACAACUUCAAACUUAUAUCAAUACGUUACGCCCUCCCCUCCUUUAACUGCUCUUCCCCCUAUGGAUACCUUACCGGUCGAGCUUAUGAGACUUGUCUUCUCUCAUUGCGAUCCCAAGUCAGUUAGGAAUCUGAGAGAGGUCACUCGCUUGUUAGCAGAUGUGGGCUACGAAUAUUUGCUGUCUUCUCACUUCACCGCUGUUGGUUGGAGAAAUGAUAUCGACCGAUUACACUCUAUCGCGCUGCACGAACGAUUGAGAGGCAGCAUCACAUCUAUUUGCAUAUUCCUCGGCGAACUUUCUUUCUACGAUGCUUGGAGCACCUCAUGGUUUCAACAUUUCGUCACGCCUCCAGCUCACCGCAAUGAGAUAAUGGGAUCGGCUAGGCAGGAAUUCGACAAAAUUGAAAGGGGGCGCAAGGCAGUCGGUCCAUUGCAUCUGAAAGCUGACGAUCUGCGAGAAGCAUGUUCUAACCUUCCAAAUCUCAAGGAAUUUGAGAUCACUUUCACCCAAUGUCCUCUCAACAAUGAACUCCUGAAGGAGGUAUUUGACUACCCUAGCUGUAGAAAACUGGAUCGACCUCAGACGUAUAGCAACUUGGAUGCUAUCAUCUCCUCACUCCAUGGCGUGCCUCUAACCACCUUCAAGGUGGAUCGACUCCCCCUUGAGAUGUUCCGCUCAAAAGAUCACCGCAACCAUUGGUUCACGCAUGCUCAAUCUUUCAGUAGUCUGGAGACCCUCAACUUAACCCUCGACCCAUCAGGUUUGCAAGGCCCCGGAUCCGCUUUUAGGGCCGUUAAUGGACUCGGUCGCAUCCUUCAGCUCGCCACGAACCUGCGAAAGCUGAAGCUCGCAUUUCACCCCUAUUCUAGCGAAAACUCCAAAUUCGCCCUGUCGUUCCGCGAGCUGUUCUACGACUUCACGUAUAAGCAGCUCACGGACCUGACGCUCGAAGGCGUCUCGUGCGAGGAGGAGGACCUCAAAUACUUCCUCGCGCGACACGGCGCGACUCUCGUCCGGCUACGUCUCGGCGGUCGUGGGCUAGCCAAACCCUUUGAGGUCUCGCUAGGGGGCAUCCACAUGUACGAGGGGACCUUCAAGUCGCUCUUCACGGGGCUCCGCGCCAAGGUCCCGAAGCUGGAGCGCUUGCACCUCGAGGGCAUUUUCGAGUGCGAGCACCACGACCUACCCUCCCACGAGGCCUACAACUUCUACCCCCUGACAAACGAGGACUGGGAGGAGGUCCCACGCCCCAAAUGGGUCCGCAGCUCCCGGAAGACCAUCAGCUGCUCCCCUUUUGAGCAGUAUGUCCUCCGUGGGGGACCGUAUCCCGGAACCGCUUUGGCCCAGCAAAAUUACUAAGUCAAAAAAAGGAUGAAGUUAUUUUUUGGUCAUAGGUUAUAGAUUAUCGGCAGCACGGGACGGGUCAGAUUGAUUUUCUGGGCGACGCGCGGCCGCCAUUUC